This is a messenger RNA of Dunckerocampus dactyliophorus (ringed pipefish), 11953 nucleotides long. RefSeq names its product protocadherin-15-like. Bases 505 to 6306 code for a protein of 1933 amino acids. The transcript has 34 exons. Gene Ontology annotation, molecular function: calcium ion binding; cadherin binding. Gene Ontology annotation, cellular component: catenin complex; stereocilium; adherens junction. Gene Ontology annotation, biological process: cell morphogenesis; sensory perception of sound; inner ear development. NCBI's taxonomy places the organism in Eukaryota, Metazoa, Chordata, Actinopteri, Syngnathiformes, Syngnathidae. The record is from RefSeq and is a predicted model, not a curated record.
CUUCAGCUCUGCUCAUUUGCUGUUGCGAAGGCCAUCCUAGUCGCUGCACUUUUUAGUUAUUUGAUUUUUUACCUAACGCCUGUCAGGAAAUACACACAGCCACCGGGAAAACUCCCUCGCUGGAAAACCCUCUCAGUUCCGGAGAGCCGCCUGCAUCCGUGAACGCAUCACAACUUCAGCCGGUGCGCGGGAGAAAGUGAGCCGGGCACUCGUCACUGGCUCGCUGGGGGGAGAGAUUACACACAGCCCGGCUGGGGGUUGGGGAAGCUCCCCUUGGGAAGGAAGAUUAUAGGCUUGAGCACAUGUGAAGGACACUGGGAAGAGAAUUAGGUCAUGUGCCGUGAAGAAUACUUGUUGUCUUGUCUGAAUAUUUGCCUAAUGACCUUUGGCGCACUUGGAAUAUAUCGGACGCGCCUGUGAGGUGCAUACGUCUGAGUGAACGGGAGAUGUGGUGUCAUCAGCCAAACUCCAAUCAGGUUGGCAGGCAGUAAGGCUUGACAGAAGAUGCAACGGGGCCGGUGUUGUAUCAGAUGGCUGGGGACAGGAAUGGCCAUGGUGUAUUUGCUAACCGUGGUCUCGGGCCAGCAUGCAGACGACUGGCAGUAUGAGGAGUGUAAGCUGUCUCGGCCUGGCCCCCCAGCUACGAUAGUGACCAUCGACGAGGAGAGUCCCAACGGCACGGUCCUGGUGGAGAACAUGCAGAUAAAUGGCCGCACCCAGGACCCAGGCAGAACCAUCUCUCUGACUUUACUGGACAACUACGACUACUGGGUCAUCCUGGAACCAACACGACAGAGGCUCUACCUAAACAGCACCGGGCGUGUUCUGGACAGAGAUCCUCCCAACUACAUCUCCACCAUUGUGGUUCAGAUCCAGUGCACCAAUGAGUUGGUCGGUACCGUUAUUUUGCACGAGGUACGGAUUGUUGUGAGGGACCGGAACGACAACACGCCACGUUUUCAGCAGCCACGCUACUAUGUUGCCAUAAACGAGCUCACCCCCGUGGGAACCACCAUAUUCACUGGCUUCUCUGGAAGAAACGGAGCCACAGACAUCGACGAUGGGCCCAAUGGACAUAUAGAAUACAGCAUUCUUUACAACCCAAGUGAUCCGCCAUCCAACAACACUGUGAGCGUUGCAAAUACCCUUUCGGGACACAUUGUUCUGGCUGAGAGGCUCAACUACGAGGAGAGAACACGCUACCUUGUUUUGGUUCAAGCCAACGACCGGGCUCCGUAUCCUCCCAACAGACGCACCGCCACCACCACGCUGACGGUGGACGUCCUGGACGGGGACGACCUCGGACCCAUGUUCCUGCCGUGCGUCUUGGUCAACAACACGCAGGACUGCAACCCCCUCACCUACCACGCCGCCAUCCCCGAAUUCACUGAACCGAGCAAAUUGAACCCCCUCAACGUGACCCCCCCCAUCCGGGCGGUGGACAUGGACAGAAACAUCCAACCCCCGUCAGACAGACCCGGCGUGCUUUACCACAUCCUGGUUGGACAUCCUGUGGCAUAUCCUCACUACUUCUCCCUGAACAAAACCACGGCCGAGCUGCGUGUCCUGCAGCCAAUCAGCAGGGACUUGUACCAAAGGUUCACACUUGUUAUUAAGGCGGAACAGGACAACGGUCACCCGCUGCCCGCCUACGCUGACCUUGUCAUCGACAUCCUGGACGAGAACAACCAGGCGCCGUACUUCCAGUUCAUGAACUACCAGGGCUACGUCAGCGAGGCGGCGCCGGUGGGCACCACCAUCUCAGCCGGCGCCAACCUCACCUCGCCGCUGGAAAUAGUGGCUCUGGAUAACGACGUAGAGGAGACCAAAGACCCCGUGCUGAAGAUAACCCAGGACGACUACAAGGCCAUCUUCGGCUUGACCCCUACUGGAAUAAUCCGCUACCUGAGGCUGCUGAAACCUGUGGACCGGGAGAAGCAGAUGACCUACACGUUCACGAUGGUGGCGUCAGACGGUGUCCAGCAGAGCGGCCCCGUCACUGUCAACAUCUUGGUCAUGGAUGCCAACGACAACACGCCCACGUUUGCUCAGGUGUCCUACAGCGUGGACUUGUUCACAGACAUGCAGCCCGGGGAGACCGUGCUGCAGUUAACAGCAGCGGAUGCUGACGAGGGGCUAAACGGUGUGGUGACCUAUGAGAUACUAGCUGGAGCUCAGGGACACUUUGUCAUCAAUAACCGCACAGGGCGCAUUACGGUGGCGGCAGGUGUCACGCUCGCUGUCGGAAGAUCUUUCGCUCUGACCGUCAAGGCGUCUGACAGUGCGCCAGAGUCCCUGAGAAGGAGCUCCAUCACCACCGUCUACAUCGAAGUGUUGCCGCCUAACAAUCAGAGCCCCCCGCGUUUCCCCCUGCUCACCUACAGUCUGGAGGUCAGCGAGGCCACGAGGAUCGGAGCUAUCCUGCUCAAUCUGCAGGCCACAGACAGAGAAAACGACCCCAUCACAUAUCACAUCCUCAGCGGGGACUCCCACAGUGUCUUCAACCUCUCUGAGACGAUUGGACUUCUUAUUCUGGAAAAACCUCUGGACAGAGAAACUACCGACCGCUACCGUCUGGUCGUCACAGCCUCGGAUGGCAACCCCGGAGGGACAUCCACAACAACAGUCGACGUGGUCGUGACAGAUGUCAACGAUAACGACCCUGAAUUUGACCGCACGGCGCCCAUAAACUUCACUGCCCAAGAAGAGGAGGCCAAUCUGUUUGUGGGACAAGUCAAGGCCACAGAUCCAGAUGCAGGGGCUAAUGGGCAAGUUCGCUACCGCGUCGUGAAUCAUCCUGACUUGUUCGUCAUCGGCGCCAACGGCAGCAUCUACACCAGAGUCCCGCUUGACCGCGAGCUCAGGAACAGCUACGACCUGCUGGUGGAGGCCUCUGACGGGGCGGUGGACCCCCGACGGACCACCUUGACCCUCACGGUGGAGGUGACGGAUAUCGACGACAACAGCCCGGUGUUCUCUCAGCAGACGUACGUGGUGAACGUGCCCGAGAACAGCCCCGUGGGCACACGCAUCCUGACGCUCAGCGCUGUGGAUGCAGACCUCUUUUCCAACGUCACCUACCGGAUCAAGUCGGAAUCGGCCCGCCAGCUGUUUUCCUUGAACCCCGUCACGGGAGAACUCUCGGUGCUGCAGACUUUGGACUUCGAGGACCUGGCAGCUAUGGGAACCGGGGGGGCCACUUACACCUUCCAGGUGGAAGCUGUCGACCAAGGCGGCGUGACGCCGCCGGGGCAAGCUACCGUCACGGUCCGCAUCACGGAUAUGAACGACUACUCUCCGGUGUUUAGCCAAGCCCUGUACAAAGGCAUGGUGGCCCCCAACGCAGAGAAAGGAACGGUCAUCACUACAGUGGUUGCCGAGGACCAGGACCCGCCAGGCACACCGGCCAGUUUAGUCCGCUACAGGGUGGACCAGGACAGGUCGCCAUACAGUGGAAGCAUAUUUGAUGUGGAGGAAAACACCGGAAGAGUGAUCACGAAAGUCAACCUCAAUGAGGAGCCCAGUCUUACCUUUAAGUUGUUUGUCACUGCCUUUGACGCCGGCGAGCCCGUGAAGACCAACAGCACCCUGGUGGAGAUCACCGUCCUUCAGCCCUCGCGCAUCCCGAUAUUCACGCAGGAGGAGUACAGGUUUCCUCCCGUUAGCGAGCUGGCGCCGGUGGGCACACCUGUGGGGAGCAUUCUAGCUGCCGCCAUCAACCAGACCAUCUACUACGCCAUCGUGGCGGGAAAUGAUUUAGGUCACUUUCGUGUGAACAACAGAACAGGCGUCAUCUCCACGGCCAAGGCGUUGGAUUUUGAGAACGUGAGCAGCUACGUCCUGAGGGUGCAGGCCGACUCACUGCUGCUCGUCAUGUCCAACCUGCGUGUGCCUUCCAAAACAAACACAGCCAAGGUCUUCCUGACGGUGAACGACGAGAACGACCAUCCUCCCGUCUUCUCCAGGCAGCUGUACAUCGGGGGCGUGACCGAGGACGCCAAGAUCUUCAGCUCUGUGCUCAAGAUAGUGGCUAGCGAUGAGGACACUGGGAACUUCAGCGCCAUGGCGUACCGCCUCAUCAUCCCCCCGACAGCAGAGGGCCAGGACAGCUUUGUCAUCGAGACCUACACGGGCGUCCUCAAGUCGGCCAUCAUGUUUCGAAACAUGCGCAGGUCUUACUUCAAGUUCGAGGUUAUCGCCACCGACGACUACGGGGAGGGUCUGAGCAGCAGCGCUGAAGUGGUGGUGUCAGUGGUCAACGCGCUGGACAUGCAAGUGAUCGUGUCAACUGUCCCGCCCACGUUGGUUGAAGAGAACAGGGACCAGCUCAUCAGUAUUCUGGAACGUCACGUCCAGGACCAGAUCCCGGGCGCCAAAGUGAUCGUGGAGGCCAUUGGCCCACGUCGUCACGGCGACGGCUUCGAGCUGGAGGACUACAGCAAAUCGGACCUGAUGGUGUACGCCAUCGACCCGCUUACAAACAGGGCCAUUUCACGACAGGAGCUCUUCAAAUUUCUGGAUGGGAACGUUCUGGAGAUCAACAAGGAAUUCCAGCCCUACCUGGGCGAAGGCGGCCGAAUCCUGGAGAUCCGCUCGCCGGACGUGGUGGCGAGCGUGAAGAAGGCCGCCCAAGCUGUGGGCUACACAGAGGGAGCUCUCCUGGCUCUCGCCAUCAUCAUCAUCCUGUGCUGCAUCCCUGCCAUCCUUAUCGUCAUGGUUACCUACAAGCAGCGGCAGGCAGAGUGCGCCAAAACAGCCCGGAUUCAGAUGGCGCUACCUCCGGGAGGCAAGGCAGCUGGCGCCGGCGCUGCAGGGGCCAACCUGUACGAAGAGCUGGGGGACAGCAGCAUGGCUAAAAAGUCUGUCACUGAGGAUGCUGAUCAUCAAAGGAUUCUUAGUAUCUUUGCCAGUCGUGCCCUUGCCACCUACAGCAACGGAGCGCUGCAUGUCAACUUGCCCAAGUCAGAGAGCAACGUGACCUUCCUCUCCGACCGCAACCCGCUAACCACCCACAACCCAGUCUACAGUGACACUAGUCUUCUAGGCAGCCCUGAUGUCUACACAGGGGGUAAAAGCCCUCCUGAAAAACGCUUCUCCUUUUCUGAGCCUCAUUCAGAAUGGCCAGGGUGUGCCUGGACCCUGCCGGCUCGCAUUCCUGCGGGGUGUUACGAGGCACCUCGGAGACGAGCCCUCAUGGACACGGCUGAUUGGGAGAUGCGGAUUCUCCAAGCGACCAUGAGCGAAUCGAAGAGUUCAGAUCUUCUCCCUCUGAGUGGCAGCACCGAGACAAAACUGUCAGUCCGUGAGCAAGCGAGGCACUUUGAGCAGCAGGCCCUUCUGGAGAGAGCCCUCAUGCAAAACACCCAAGGCUCACUUUCUCCCAUACUUGUCAGGGAUCAAGAUGGCACUGAUGUUCUGGAAGUAACCUCUGACACACUCCUGUCCAUCAUGGACUACCCCUCAUCUUUUGGCCGGGACGUACCCCCAAAUUUUAUCAUCACCCAAGGAGAUGAACUGUGGCCCGUGUCCAGCCAGAGAUCAACUCCACCUGUCGUCAGGAAAUUCAGCUCCAGCAUCUCGAGCUACAUGACAGUGCAGCCAUGCCAGAUCCACGUAGAGAUCAUACCAGACCCACCAGAGAACCCGCCGCCCCCUCUUCCAGAACAGCCACUCUCAUCGCGGUCGUCCUCCCUGAGCCCUGAUCCACCUUCAUUUCCACCCUCACCCCCGAACAUCCCUAAAUUUAACUAUCAAACCUCUCCUCCUCCUUCUCCUCCCAAUAAGCCAGUCUUCCCCCCACCUCCUCCACCUCUCCCUCCUUCACCCUCACCUUCUAUCGACCAAAUCCGCCCGGUCGUCCAGUUUGUCCCAACCUCUUUGCCGCCCGUAUCUUCACUUCGCCCCAUUUCGGAACGCAAGCUCCACUCUCCUCCUGCCACGUCACAACCCAACAACGGGAAGAGGGAACUGAAAGGGAUCCUCAAAAACCUCCAGAAUCUUGCCGACAUAGAGAGGUCUGUUGCCAACCUGUACAGCCAAGUCGACAAAAACUGCAAGGUGCCCAAGUUUAACAAGAAGCCACAAGUGACUGACGAAUCAGAGGGUGCUAAGACACUGCGGGACUCUGAUCUCAGCAGUGAGCAGAGCACGCCAAAGCCCGACACUUCCAGCUCUGCGGUCCAAAUCAUCUCAAGUGUGAAGUGUGCUGAAAGCUUAGAAAGCGAAGGGAACGCGGCGACCGAGGUGCACGACUCAAACAUUGCUGAGCUCAGCGAGCCCUCUUCCUCUCAAACCACAGUCUUCUGACUUUCACUCUGUCUCUGUUUUCUCUUUAUUUACAUCAUUUUUACAUCUCCCAUUCUUUGUUCUUCUUCUUUGUUUCUGUUUUUUUCGCAACUGGUAGUUUUGCAACAAUAUGCUUUGGUUUUGAUUGUGUAGGCUUCUCAGUGUGACAGUGUUUUUUUUUUUUUUUUACUAUGUUGUGUUGAAAACCGCCAUCUGCCAAAAAGUGUACUCAGCUUUGCCACAUUGAUUGUACUGUGUGCUUCUAGGCCUGCUUUGCAAUAUAAAAGUUUAUAACUGCCGUGCUGCACUUUUUGCUGUCAUUGGCGCUACAGCUUGGGUUGUUUUAAAUUUCAUACAGUGCCUGUAAACAUAAAGCUCAGGUUUCCGACUGGUUUUGGGGUGUUGCAUUUCGGAACAUAUGGAGGCUUCUAGAAUUUGACCAGGCAGAAGCAAGGGGAGUUGCUUGACUGUAGAUGAAUACUGCCUGUACUGCUUUUAGCUCAUACAAUAUAUUCUGUCUGCAAAUAACAAAAUACAUCUGGGGAAACAAUAAACAAGUUGAAAUGUUGCACCUUUCAGCCAGAAGAUUGUUACUAAACAAACAAUAGGCGAGUUACUAUGUACUGUUUAGGAUUUCCCAAAGGUCUGCACGUUCUUUGCAUGCUCCUUUUGGAGUAUUUAGGAUGUACUGAUGGUAUGUUUAUGCAUUUUUUUUAUUUAAGCUUACAUAACACAUGCACUACUCACAAAAAGUUAGGGAUAUUAGGGAUGAACCUUUUCCAGGUGAACUUGUCUCUGUCUCUGCUGCAACCUGUUGGUGGCAGUCUGAGAACAUCCUGUUUGAAGCCUUGCAAAGGCUGAUCAGCCAAAGCGCUUUGCACUGAGAACCCAUUAUUUGAUGCACUCCAGUCACACGCUGGUGUAGAUCUACAUCUGUAUCCACGGCUACCCCGGCGCAGACUGACAGAAAUGUGGCUGCCAAUUUGAGCCAACAGCCUCUCCGACCAGCACCAAACAGUCAUUCACACUCAUACACCAUCCGUCACUCGGAUGGACAAAACUGUGUUCUAACCCUUUUUGGGUGACCGACGUCAUAGCUCUUGAGUCACUGCCGCUCAAGACAAAUGGUAAAUGACUUUUGGCCGAUUACUUGCUAAGUCCCGCUCCUACCCCUGUAAAGGAUGUUUUGCUUGAUGGAGGCCAUGUUUUUUUUUACCAAUCCUGCUCAGAUUUUACACACAUUUGCUUGUCAGUCCCUAAAGGUGUGUACCAGAUGUCGUGGUCAUUUGCCAAAAUUUUAAGCCCUGUCCACACGGUGCAGAAUGAGUAAAUAGUUGUAUCCAGAUGGGAAAAGAUGACACGGGUGAAAGGCACACCUACGUGUGGCGCUGUAAACUCAUGACACAACCAAACUAUGGAAGAAGCACGAACACAUGCACAUAAGUGCGUCGUCUUCCUCUUUCCAAGGCUCAUCUAGACUUACGACCAAAUGGAAUGACUUCUCCGAGUCAUUUUGGAGAAUAAGACAACAAACUAUCAGGAGAAAGUGGACUGGGGUGAGUCAUGCCAGUCCAAAUAUUCAGAUGUGAUGUUGUCCUGUCGUCAAAGCUCACGUCUGGUCACGUGAUGGUGACAGGUCGAUGACGUCAUCGUUUUCAGAAAAGAAGUGGGUUGCUUGUCUACAUGGAAACGACAAGCCGGUGUUUUCAGAUUUUCACACUCUGGAAGCUGUUUUGAAAACGUACCAUUUCAGAAUGCCGUUUCCGUGUGGAUGAAAGGUUGAAACUACAGUAGGGAUGCUCCGAUCAGGGUUUUAACUUUUAGAAUAAAGCUUUUUAACACGCUACCCCCACAAGAGUUAAAUUCCCCACGGCAGACAUGAUUGCUUUUGUUUUGAAGGAAAGUGGGAGGACGAUGCUGCCAACUUUACACUGCACGAAAUGAUCGCUGCGAGCUGCAAUAGUGCUAGCCACAGGUGAUUGGCUUUUGUGAUUGGUGUUUAUCGGCAUAUGCCGAUCACGUGAUUUGUCACGGAAAUCGACCGCUACUGAUCGGUGUUCGAUCGAUCGGAGCAACCCUAACUGAAACCAUAAAAUACUGCCCUUUUGACCUGGAAACAUUUCUGUGUGGAUAGCCCCUUAGAGUGGAUUGAGGUGUGUGAGACGUGUGUGCAGGUGUGCACGUUUGACAAAUCCAGUCCCAUGUGGUGUCCUAUGUGUUUUCACAUGUCUUUAUACACACAAGCAGACUUUGGUUGCAUCGUAUCUUAUCUUCUUCCAAGGAAACGUCGGUAAUGACUUGUAUUUCACUGAAUUACGGUUGCCGAUACAAUCAUGCGGGCCGGUUUCCCCCGUGUGGGGCGACCUCUGGAGGCUCUGUCAAUUCACAUGUACUGCAGAGAUCCUGCCAGCUUGAUAAAGUAGUCACUCUGAUGUUGUGCAGCACACUUGAAAGGGCUCAUUACAGAACCAAUCAAUCCCUUAAACGGGAGUCGGGGCCACUGCCUGUGGGACUGUUGAGUACAGUUACCUCCUCCCUUUUUUCCCCUCACUCUCCAUGUGUCCCAUUUAUCUGCUUCCCUCUCACACAUCUUCAUCCCACACAGACGCUUCCAAUCCUUGGCCCCUUCUUGUUAAUCUCAUGAUGAUCUCUUACCUCUUUCACUUGCAGCUCCACAUCAGGGUUUUCACUCCCAGUGGCGUCGUGCAGAAGUCUUAGUCCACCAGCUGUGUUGUUUUGAUGACAUUUUUCACAACAAUCACGUUGACACAGUCAGACAGGACAGCAGGAUGGCACACAAAAACAACCAUUUUGGCAGACCUUGUGCAAGGGUACAAAGAAGACGCCAUUACAUUUAGAUGAGAUCGGGAUGCAGAGAUGUAUUUUCACCAUGGCGUCAAUGGAAAGCGCCCGCCCGCCCAAUAAUCCCAACGGUACCGCUAUUCCUCAUCCCACAUCGAGGAGGAAAAUAGACAGACAAAUAAACACAAAUACAAAAGUUUAUAUUGGCAGUGGUCUGAAAGUCUGUGGCAUUAGGUAGCUGGAGGAUGGGGGUGAUGUCGUCAUCUCAUUUGCAUAAUUGGCGAUUAGUGCCUGUUUUUUUUAACCUUAUUUAACAGCAGACGUUCAAGUGUGACUUGUAGUCUGGAAAAUGCAGUACAGUUGUCCCUCGUUUAUAGUGGUUAAUUGGUGAUAAGUGAAUUUCCGCAAAGUAAGAUUCAAUAUUAAUAAAUGAAAUAUUUACAUAGUUAAUUCUAAAUAUGAUUGUUAGCAUUGUCAGAGUCCUGUGGACCUUUACACUCCUAUUAUUCUUUGUUUACAACACAUUGCUCAACUGUAAUACGCGGGCUACGGGAUCACAGCAAGGACACGAGACAGCUGCUGCUUUAGACAUUAGCAUGUUACCAAACUAACCAGUUAGCGUCCGAUUUCUUUGUUCUAAACUUAAGAAAGGGUUUCAACCAAAGUGGGGAAGAAGGACAAAGUAAGAAGCCAAAAUGUACCACUUCCACAUGGAAUGGGAACAUAACUUUUUUUUUUUUUUUACUCUCAUCAUUUCGGACACUGUGUUGUUUUCGUCAACAUCAUUAUUUUCGUUGACAAGACGAGACGGGAUGGAAAUGUUAGCGGGUGAUCUAUCACAGUGGUCCCCAACCGUUUUUGUGGGAGGAGGGGUGCUGGAGGGGUGGGUUGCCUGCAUAUAUCGUAUCUAUGAUUUAUUGUGUAAAAUUAAGACAGGAACAACAACAAAUUAAAAGUACAAAAUGAAUACAGAGCCAGCAUCCACCAGUACCAGCCUGGACUUUGUUUUUCAGAGAGAAGAUUAUCACGUGUUUGUGUGUGUGGUAAAAGGCAGCGUGCUAGCAUGACUUAACUUCAGGUUGUGCACCAACAAAUAUGCAUAUUAGCACCCAAUAAGGUCAUCAAAUGUAACCUUUAUGCAUUCCCACAUAGUAUCAGCAUUUGGGAGCAAACAUGAGGUGAAAGAAAAAGGCUAACAAUACAGUAUAGUAGUCUAUCUGCGGUAGCAUGGGACAAAGUUAGCACGCACACAAUGGUGUGUUUGAGGUGUUGGACAGGUCGCCGCUCCCAACAAGCAAAAUAAACGUGCAAAAAGGAUGGGUUUUCUAACUGUAUUUUUUUUUUUAUUUUUAAAUAAAAUAAUAGCCCACAUUUCUAAAAUUGAUAUGCAUUUACAACAAAUUCAAUGUAGUUAGUUAUUUUUUUAAGUGUUUUUUUUUUUUUUUUUAAUCAUUACACCUGGUUGCACGGUGGUUGGGGUCCCGUGUCAUCAGAUGUUUAAAAUGCAUCACAUUUCUGCCUUCUAUGCAGAUUUUUUUAAGAUAUGAUCUACAGUAGCUACAUUGGAUUUUGUAUUUCCCUGUAGACUUUUACACGUGUGCUUUGUAUGCAGACAGUCAUUGUAUACCAGCUUUGUUUUUUUUCCUCAUCCAAUUUCCGACAUCAAUUUAUAUAUAUAUAUUUUUUUUUUUACCAAGACUAAAACUAGAUGAAAACAUUUUUAGUUUUUGGCGAGUAAAACUUUUUUUUUUUUAUUUAAUUUUAUUUUUUUUUUGUUUUUAUCCAGACCAAAACUAUUACAUACAGAAAUAACAAAAAUGUGACUAAAAGAAGAAGCAUUUUAAUCCGUAACACAAAGGCUAAAGAUAAAAUGGCUGCCAAAAAUAGAAGUGUUUUCAUCUUGGAUUUGAACGUUGCCAAAGUUGAGGAUUGUUGCACAUCUUCUGAGAGAUUGUUCCAGAUUUUGGCAGCAUAAAACUGAAACGCAGCCCCACCGCAGCAGCAGUAUUCAUGGAUCUGACAAAAGCUUUCGAUACAAUUAAUCACACUAUCUUAAUUUCAAAAUUAGAAAGGUACGGAAUUAGAGGUUCAGUCUUAAAUUGGGUUAAAAGCUACCUAGCAAAGAGGAAACAAUUUGUAAAGCUAGGAGAAUACACAUCUGGGGGUUUAUACACCACGUGUGGAGUACCCCAGGGGUCCAUAUUGGGACCAAAACUGUUUAACUUGUACAUUAACGACAUUUGUAAAGUAACAAACAACUUAAAAUUGGUCUUAUUCGCGGAUGAUACCACCGCUUUCUGUUCUGGUGAAAGCACACAAGAACUCAUUAAAAAGGUCAAGGAUGAAAAGGUCAUAUUAAAGUCAUGGUUUGACAGGAACAGAUUAUCUCUGAAUUUAAGUAAAACUAAAAUAAUGCUAUUUGGUAAUAGUAGAAAGGACACGUACGACCAAAUACAAAUUAAUGGAACGGAUAUUGAAAAAGUGGAAGAAUAUAAAUUCCUUGGGGUUAUAAUAGAUGAAAAAAUGAUAUAUCUCUAUAUAUAUCUCUAUAUUGAAUAAAGCAAAAUAUGUUCUUGACCAAAAAUCACUCCACACUCUGUACUGUUCCUUAGUAUUACCAUAUCUAACGUAUUGUGUGGAGAUAUGGAGAAAUAAUUACAAAAGCAAUCUUUACUCACUCACUGUACUGCAAAAAAGAUGGUGAGGAUCAUUCAUAAUACCAAGUAUAGACAACAUACACACCUUUAUUUUUAAUAUCACAUAUUAGUGAUGAUCAUUCAUGAUACCAAGUAUAGACAACAUACACACCUUUAUUUUUAAUAUCACAUAUUAGUGAUGAUCAUUCAUGAUACCAAGUAUAGACAAC